UCCAGCACAGAGUCUGCUGUGCUCACUUUGGGAUAGCCACAAAGGCAAAGCACCCGGUUCCCCCUUAUCCACCAGUUCUCACUCUCUCCCGCUCCGUACUCAUGGGAACUCCAUACCCAACGCCCGUCAACCCUGCGCAGACCCGCAUCGGCUGGAUCGGCAUCGGCGUGAUGGGAGCUUCCAUGGCCGCUCGCUUGAUCUCGGCCGGCUACGCUCUCACCAUCUACUCUCGCAACCCUUCCAAAGCCCUCCCUCUCCAAUCCCUUGGAGCCCUUCUCGCCAAUUCCCCUCGUGAUGUUGCUGCGCGCAGCGACGUUGUAUUCACCAUGGUGGGACACCCAUCAGAUGUUCGAUCAAUUGUCCUCGGCCCCAAUGGCAUUCUUUCCGGGUUGAACCCCGGAGGCGCGAUCGUCGACACCACCAGCAGCCAUCCCGACCUCGCCCGCGAGAUCUUCAAUGUUGCGCGAGGCCGGGAUUGCUGGGCAAUCGAUGCGCCUGUGAGCGGGGGCGACAUCGGUGCUAGAGAUGGAAAGUUGGCUAUUUUCGCCGGUGGUGAUCAUGGGGUUGUCGAGUGGCUGAGGUCCUUGUUUGACUGUAUGGGUAAAGUCACUUACGUGGGGAAAGCUGGGUGUGGGCAGAGUUGCAAGAUUGCUAAUCAGAUAAUGGUGGGUGCUAAUCAGUUGGGGUUGAGUGAAGGAUUGGUUUUUGCGGAGCGGGCAGGGUUGGAUGUGAGGCAGUUUCUGGACGCGGUGAGAGGCGGGGCCGCGGGCUCGAUGGUGAUGGAGUUGUUUGGGGAGAGGAUGAUUGGGAAGGAUUUCAGGCCGGGCGGGUUCGCGGAGUACACGGUGAAGGAUUUGGGGAUGGGUGUGGAUGUAGUAGAAGGAGCUGAGGAUGAGAAGGUGGUUGUUUUGCCCGGAGCUGCACAGUGCAAGCAGCUGUUCUCUGGAAUGGUGGCCAAUGGAGAUGGUCAUCUGGGGUCUCAAGGUAUUAUUAGUGUUAUUCAGAGGAUCAAUGGGAUUGGCAGGUAAAAUGAAGACAUUAUCCAAGUAUGCGGCUUGCCUUAUGGCCUCCGAUCAUAUCCGACUUGUAUUUCCAAUAACCGCCUAUGGUUAACUGAUCUUGGGACAUUGAUGCAUCCUAUUUUUUAGUGUAAGAUAGUGCUUGUUUGUGUGUAUUGUGCAAAAAGGAAAGUGGAGUAAUUUUUCAUCUAUAAAACAGUGUUUUUUGCA
This is a messenger RNA of Syzygium oleosum, 1229 nucleotides long. Its product is annotated as probable 3-hydroxyisobutyrate dehydrogenase-like 2, mitochondrial. The transcript has a single exon. Bases 102 to 1028 code for a protein of 308 amino acids. Lineage: Eukaryota; Viridiplantae; Streptophyta; Magnoliopsida; Myrtales; Myrtaceae. Gene Ontology annotation, molecular function: NADP binding; oxidoreductase activity; NAD binding. The record is from RefSeq and is a predicted model, not a curated record.